ACAGAACAGACUGUACCAAACCUCCCACAUUCCAGCAUCAACAGGACCAUCAGAGAAGUAACAAAAACAAUGGCUUUACGAUUGUUGUGGCCAGGAAACAAUUUUGGAAAAAUCGAAUUAGUUGAGACCAGUGGAGCUUCAAAGGAAACGGCUAAGCAGGACGAGCUGGGAUACUCAGGUGUAGAAGCAUCACACACAAUGGCAGAGACGGACAGGGAGAGAAUGACUCAGUACAAAGAGUUAAUCCACAACAUCGGUUCGAGACACGGAGUCGAUAAGUAUCUCAUUGCUGCCAUCAUCUCGAGAGAGUCCAGGGCCGGAAACGCACUGACAGACGGCUGGGGAGACUGGAGCGACGAAAGAAAUGCUUGGAACGCCUGGGGACUGAUGCAGGUUGAUGUUAAUCCCAAUCGAGGUGGACACACUGCUAUAGGUGGAUGGGACAGUGGGCAACACCUCAACCAAGCCACUGAGAUCUUGGUUCAUUUUAUCAACCGAAUCAGCAAAAAGUUUCCUCACUGGAGCAAAGAGCAGCAGCUGAAAGGAGGGAUAGCAGCCUACAACAUGGGGGAUGGGAAUGUGGAUUCCUAUAGUCGAGUGGAUGAACACACAACCGGUAGAGACUACUCCAAUGACGUCAUAGCCAGAGCUCAGUGGUACAAAGAGAAUGGGUACUGGAGGAACUGUGCAGUCUCCUGAAAGUCAUCAAUGAAACAUCAUAUUGUGUGUACUGUGUCAAAACCUGGGCUAAAUAAA
This is a messenger RNA of Limanda limanda (common dab), 756 nucleotides long. Its product is annotated as lysozyme g-like. Gene Ontology annotation, biological process: peptidoglycan catabolic process. The record is from RefSeq and is a predicted model, not a curated record. Gene Ontology annotation, molecular function: lysozyme activity. Lineage: Eukaryota; Metazoa; Chordata; Actinopteri; Pleuronectiformes; Pleuronectidae. The transcript has 5 exons. The coding region runs from base 70 to 699 and encodes 209 amino acids.